Messenger RNA from Gasterosteus aculeatus aculeatus (three-spined stickleback), 1914 nucleotides. Its product is annotated as protein NipSnap homolog 2. The record is from RefSeq and is a predicted model, not a curated record. Lineage: Eukaryota; Metazoa; Chordata; Actinopteri; Perciformes; Gasterosteidae. Gene Ontology annotation, cellular component: mitochondrion.
CCCCCCGGCGGCCACCCACGGUAACAGCGGUGCGCGGCGCUUCUCUCAACCGUCGAAGAUGGCGACCAGAGUCCUUCACAGGGUGAGCGGUGGCCUGGGACGGGCUGCGAGCAGCGGGGCCCGGCCGGCCGGACGCCUCGUCGUGUGGAGCAGAGGAUUCACCACCUCCGUCAGCAGAAGCGGGAAGGACAGCUGGUUUAAGUCACUGUUUGUGAGGAAAGUCGAUCCCAGGAAAGAUGCACACGCCACCCUACUAACCAAAAACGAGGAGAGUAAUCUGUACAAAAUUCAGUUCCAUAAUGUCAAGCCAGAGUGCCUGGAUGCCUACAACAAGCUCUGUGAGGAGGUUUUGCCCUCCAUCCACGCUGAUAAGUACUACCCCUGUGAGCUGGUGGGCACCUGGAACACCUGGUAUGGAGAACAAGACCAAGCUGUCCAUCUGUGGCGCUACAGGGGUGGGUACCCGGCUCUAACGGAGGUGAUGAACAAGCUCAAGCAGAACCAGGAGUUCACAGCCUACAGGAAGGAGCGUGGGAAGAUGCUGAUGUCUCGCAGAAACCAGCUCCUGCUGGAGUUCAGCUUCUGGAACGAGCCGGUUCCCCGAGAGGGGCCCAACAUCUACGAGCUCAGGUCCUACCAGCUCAGGCCAGGAACCAUGAUCGAGUGGGGUAAUUACUGGGCCAGAGCCAUCAGAUUCCGCCAGCACAACAGCGAAGCGGUGGGAGGCUUUUUCUCACAGAUCGGCAACCUCUACAUGGUCCAUCACCUCUGGGCUUACAAAGACCUCCAGUCCAGAGAAGACACCCGGAAUGGAGCCUGGCAGCAGGAGGGCUGGGACGAGGUGGUGUAUUACACGGUUCCUCUCAUUCAACAUAUGGAUUCCAGGAUCAUGAUCCCGACGAAGGCUUCCCCUCUGAAGUGAAAUGAGAGCGGCCAUCAAGUGGCUCCCUUUUUGAAUGUUACAUCCAUCCACCCAGAGCAUCGCUUUUAUUGUUUCUAACCUCCCGUCAGUGCUGCCCAACAACAUCCCUUCCCUCGCCCUUGUGUCAUCACUUCAAGAUGUCCCCGGGACAGAGGAGACAGCUGAGCCUAUCACGUAUCAGCAAACCCAAUAGUCAAAAAGACUUGAAAAAGCCAUGGCGAUGCAUCCUUUCUUCAUCCGUUAUUGAGUUCUGGAGCAGGGGGAGUAAAUCCAGCCGAUUAAAUCCUCCCGGUGGUUGUCACAUCCAACGUGUGGUGCCACAUUAGUUAAACCUGGUCGAUGACGAGAGCUCUGUCUCUAUGUUAAGUAAGAGACAACCAAAGUUACUUAAAGAUGAGCAGCUGUGUGAGGACUGAUAGGAGGAGUAGUGCUGCGUGAGCUCCCUGCGCGAUGCAGGAGCGGUUUAUUUAUUAGGCGUGCUGGCACUUUGACGCAAGCCAGUGCCGUUACUGAGGGGAGAGAAGGCCUCUGUAUAUUCAGAUUUCCGUUCCUAAUAAAGAUGAGGACGAUUCAAAGUAACAUAUUGUGUAAAAUGUGAACCUCAUAAUAUUGUAUCUGAGGACUAUUGUAAAUCACACGUUUUGGAAAAUGACUCCUUUCAAUUGCUUUUCCCCCGAGUUCCCCGUCAUAAUGUUGCAGUUUCCUGGUGCUUUGUUUGUAACAACGACUCCUACCCUGUUUUUUGUGUGAAGACAGCAUGCGUAGUUUUGGAGACGGAUCGAAUGGGGUCAUAACGAUCACGUAUGAUGAAAUUGUCCCUAAGGGGCUGAGUGAGUUUGGCACCGUGUGGGCAGCCAUGCUGCUGCACAUUGUAAUAUCAGAUUAUACUGUAAAAGGAAGCAUGUUUAUCGCGUCUGUUUGUUCAUUGGGUUAUAGGGAACAGUGCAGAGGGAAGAACAAGAACAACAAAGAUUAAAGCAGUUGAAACAACA